AUGAAUGCGGUGAAGACGGCAUUGAAUGAUGCGAAGUUAAAUAAGGCUGACAUCCACGAGGUAGUGUUGGUUGGUGGUUCGACGCGUAUUCCAAAGGUGCAGAAGAUGUUGCAAGACAUCUUCACUGCCAGUAAGCUGAACAAGUCCAUAAAUCCAGACGAGGCAGUGGCGUACGGUGCGACGUUACUGGCUGCCAAUCUGACUGGUGACAAGUCAGAGACGGUGCAGGAUUUGAUAUUGCUAGAAUUGACAUCACUCUCACUGGGUGUGGAGACGGAGGGUGGUGAGAUGUCGACGGUGAUAAAGCGUAACACGCGAAUUCCCACAAAACAGACAAGUAAAUACUGCACGUGUAAAGACAAUCAACAGAGUGUGUUGGUCAAGGUAUAUGAGGGUGAGCGCGCGAUGACAAGUGAGAACAAGUUGUUGGGUGAGUUUCUUCUAUCGGGUCUCCCACUGGCGCCGCGUGGUGAGACUAAGCUUGAAGCCAUCUUCGAAAUUGACGAAAAUGGCAUUCUCCAUGUGUCGGCGGUGGAAAUGUUGACGGGGAAGCAAAAUAGCAUCACCAUCACCAACUACAAGGGUCGUCUAUCGGAGGAGGAGAUAGAGAAAAUGCUGAAUGAUGCCGAGAAAUUCAAGCAGGAGGACGAGAAGCAGAGGAGCAGGAUGGCAGCAAGGAAUAGGUUAUUGGACUACAUCUACAGCAUAAAAAGGAAAUUAGAGAACGAAGAGGUAAAGCAGAGGACAUCGGAGGAAUAUCGACAAAAUGUACUUGAAAUGUGGGAGGACGCUAUCAAGUGGACAGACGCCGAGGAACAGGCAACAGAGGAUGACUACGAACAAAUGCGCACAAAGUUUGAGAGCGUAGGCAGCCUUAUCAUGGCAACGAAGCAACUCGGUUUGUAA
Messenger RNA from Echinococcus granulosus, 906 nucleotides. Its product is annotated as Heat shock cognate protein. Gene Ontology annotation, molecular function: ATP-dependent protein folding chaperone; ATP hydrolysis activity; heat shock protein binding. The transcript has a single exon. Gene Ontology annotation, cellular component: cytoplasm. The coding region runs from base 1 to 906 and encodes 301 amino acids. NCBI's taxonomy places the organism in Eukaryota, Metazoa, Platyhelminthes, Cestoda, Cyclophyllidea, Taeniidae. The record is from RefSeq and is a predicted model, not a curated record. Gene Ontology annotation, biological process: cellular response to unfolded protein; protein refolding.